UCAUUGCCGAGAGGAGAGAGGGGAAUAGUUGUGUUGAGGUUUUCACCAUCUCUGGCAUAGUUUUUUCUGUAAUAGGCUGUAUUCUUCUCAGUGGGAGGAAAGGGGUGGACACACUGUAGGAGGAAGCGUGUUUUCCUGGAAAUUAAGUUUCCUUAUUCUUUCUGGGCAAAAGCUUCUAUAACAGUAAAGAUCGCAGCACUGCUGAGUUGUUUAGGACACAGAUAUUGACUUCUAAGCCGAAUUCAACCCAGAAAUGGAAACAUCUCUCUGUCACCAAGGACUGAUCAUUGUAUUGCUGUAUUUUGUGACUUGCACAGCUUCUAGGAAUGAUGUUUCCUCUCCAGACAAUCUCACUUUUGGCUUAAAAGGGAUGUUUUCGUUAUUUUGGGAAUGGAAGCCUUUAAGCGCAAAUUGCUCAUAUUAUCACAAAGAGAUGAGAUCAUUAAAAAAUGGACAACAAAUGAGGGAGAAAGGAGGAUUACCACACGGGGAAUAUGAAAUAUUAAAACUGAAAUGGUUUGAUCCGAAUGAUAAACUAUCCCUUUACGUUGAAGCUGCGUGCAAAACCAUGACCGAAUCACUGAACAGGACUAUACAGCUGGCACCAGGUGAUAAAGGAACCGCUGUGAACAAUUUCCACUGUGUUUGGCAUUAUCAGGAACAUGUAAAGUGCACUUGGCAACCUGGCCCAAAUACACCACCCAACACAACUUACCGGAUCUUUUACUGGACAGAGGACACCUCAAAUGCAGACAGACUGUAUACACAGGCAGAGUUAUGGGACUUAUUUGAAACUGGAACGACCUGUGAGCUUUUUCCCACUAAUAAUUCAAAUACUGUUGGAUGCCAAUUCCUACUAAAUAGAAGCAUUAAAGAUCACGAUCAGAUUGCAAUGGUAGUUACAGACACAUCAAAAAGUAUAAAGCCCUAUAUAUACUAUACACAUGCUAAUCAUAUAGCAAAAUUUAAACCUCCAACAAUAAUUGAGGCAAACAGAACUUCACAUAAUAUAUAUGUGAGCUGGAAAAAAUCACAAGAUACUGAGAAGGUAGUAUAUGAAUUAUUGCUCACAUCAGCCAAUGGGCAUACAGAAUCAUAUAACAUGACUCCCAGCAGCAUGAUCCUUACUGUUCUGCCUGAUGUUACAUACACAAUAAAAGUACGGGUAAAGCUUUCACAUAUUGUGUUAUUUGAUAAUGCCAAUUUUAUCUGGAGCGACUGGAGUAAGGAAACAAUACUUCCAGGGAUGGAUGACAAAAGAUUAACAUCUAUAAUUGUACCUCUCAUCAUUUCAGCUGUAAUCAUUAUUGCAGCAGUUAUCUUACUUGUCUAUAUGGAAACACUGAAGGACUUUAUCUGCCCUCAAAUCCCAGAUCCAGCAAGAAUUUUUCCAAAAGAUUUUCAGCAAUGGUUAAAAAGCGAUGUAUAUAAUGUCUACAGUAAGCCAGAGAAAGAGGAAAUCUGCCCGGUAUUUCUGAUAGAAAGCCAACCGACCACAAAAUGUGUGUAGGACAUUGGUUCACUGACUUAAGCAACAUGGACUUAUGUUCUCCUCUGCACUUUAGUUCAUUAUUAUGAAGUCUGUAUCAGAUGUAAGGAUAUGUGACUCCUCACUAUCUCCGAAAGGAGAUUGAAGUCCUUUCUUGUAUCGGUGCUUGCCUAUGCACCAAGUAUUGUAAUCAUGUAUUACGGACUGUGAAGAAGAUCUGUUGAAUGCAUGAUUGUAAAACACUGGUAACCAAGACUAAACUUUACCUCUGUCAUCCAAAACAAACCAGAUCACAUUGGAGUCAUGUUUUGUGUUAUUAUCAUUGGGUAAGUCACUAGGUACCUCCUAUGCAGGUCUGACAAUCUGAUAUUCUUGCAUUUAGCCAGAAGAACUGGUGUCUCUGGCAGUGUCCAUAGACUGGUUUGAGCACCUUUGCUUUGGUGGUUUACUCAAAUGCCUAUGUUACAUGCUAUGGUUGCCCUAAAUACUUUCUUUGAUGAACUGUGUUCUUUUUUUUUUUUAUUGUUUUUAUUAAGGUAUUUUCAAUGUUGUUGAGAUACAAAACAGGGCCAUAAGGGCAUACCCCGGCCAAUCAUUGCACAUAGCAACGCGCACAAAAAGUAACAAUAUAAAAGAACAGACAUAACAGUUAACCUCACACCAUAACUCAUAGGCAUAACCAUAGGCAUGUCUAGCUAAACAUUACCUAAACACCUCUAGGGUUGCACAUAUCAGGAAUACAGAAGGAGCUAUUGCAUCUUGCAGAACCUCUUCCCAAUCCUCAGUAACUGAAUUGAAAGCUACAGGGGCCCUUGGGAGUAAGUAUGGUCCUCACAUUAUCUAUGCUUCACCUUACUAGAUCAGAAUAUGGGUCUCAACUCCAAGUGUCACAAGUGGUUAUGAACUGUGUUCUUGAAUGUCAUCCAAGUUUGCCCAAGCCAGUGGGCAGAUCUAACCCUCGCUGUAUAUUCAAGACCCGCCUUAGGGUCAUCUUCUAGCUUGGCAACCCUUGAGCUUUUCUAAAGGGAUCCAUACGUAAGUUUUUAUUGUACCAUAUAACCUUGGCUUUCGGCUGUACCCAUCCAGUGAAAUGUAGAGUACAGAGAAUAAUAUUAAAAAAAAAA
Messenger RNA from Rana temporaria (common frog), 2613 nucleotides. Its product is annotated as interleukin-13 receptor subunit alpha-1-like. Gene Ontology annotation, molecular function: protein binding; cytokine receptor activity. Gene Ontology annotation, biological process: cytokine-mediated signaling pathway; immunoglobulin mediated immune response. The transcript is spliced from 11 exons. Gene Ontology annotation, cellular component: external side of plasma membrane. The coding region runs from base 254 to 1510 and encodes 418 amino acids. NCBI's taxonomy places the organism in Eukaryota, Metazoa, Chordata, Amphibia, Anura, Ranidae. The record is from RefSeq and is a predicted model, not a curated record.